AUGUGCUGCUGCCGCGUAAGAUCCGCCGGUUGCCCUCCCUUGUUCCCGUCGCUCUCCCUUCCCGUCGCGCUCCCUUCCCGUCGCCCCGUGGGCGCCCCUCUGCCUCCCUUCCCGUCGCCUUCCCUUCCCGUCGCCUACCCUUCCCGUCGCCCGAGCUUCUGUUCCGUCGCCGUCCGUUCGUCUCGUCGCCCUCCCUUCCGCUCGUCCGAUCCUCUCCCCGUCAAUUCUCUCUCCGUCGCCCUCGCUUUCCCCGUCAAUUCUCUCUCCUUCGCCCUUGCUUUCCCCGUCAAUUCUCUCUCCGUCGCCCUUGCUUUCCCCGUCAAUUCUCUCCCCGUUGCCCUCGCUUUCCCCGUCGCCCUCGCUUUCCCCGUCGCCCUGCCAUCCACUGCUCGUCGACCUCGCCUUCCCUCCCGCCUCCCUUCCCACCUCGCACACGUGUCACCCUACGUUUUCUCCCCCUACUCCCUCUUAUCCCUCCUGCAAAUAAUCGCCUUCCUUCCCCCCCCUUCCCUGCUUUUUCCCAUCCCCUUCCCUGCUUUCCCGCAUCCCGUGCCCUACUUUCCCCCCUUCCCUGCCCUGCUUCCCCCCAUCCCCUUCCCUGCUUCCCCAUUCGCAGUGAAAUUUGAUUCCGACUUGCAUGAAGCAAGGUGGCCAGCAGCGCCGUGCUUUCCAAUUUCCGUGCUAGUGCGCACCUCCCCACCAUCGCAGCGCGAUCUCAACUUCUUGAAUGCAAUGUGCUGCUGCCGCGCGCGCGCCCUGCUAGCAUGCCAUCGGUCGCCGCGCUUCCGUGGCACCUCUGUGGCGCGCACAUCGCCCUGUGACGCUGGCUACUACACCGCACAUCACCGUCAGCUGCUAUCCAUUGAUGGGUCUCCUCGCCCGCCACCCCACUUUGCUCUCCCGUCUGCUGCCACUUCUGCCAGACAGAGACUAUUCCCCCUCUGCUUCCCCCCUUCCCCUCCACAGUCUAGUGCACAUGGUGGGGGCAUGACAGGUGCUGAAUCUCGCAUCCCUCCUGCUGCUCCCUCCUCUUUGUCCUCCAGCAAUCUCGUGGAACACACUCCAACCCCCUGGCACCCGUCGCACACUCCUCCGUGUACUACCCACUACGCCUCAGAUCUCAGCAGCAUCUCAUCCGCCAUCUACUUGGUGUUAGUCCACGCACAUGUCGCACAUGUCCUCUUCAACAUCAAUUCAUCUCCUCGCAGCCUUCGCACACUACUCCGUGUACUACUCCUUGCACCUCAUAUUGCAGCAGCAUCUCUUCCCAUGGCAGGUGCUGAGUUGGAGGGGAUGCAGGCGAAGACGGAGGUGGAGGUGUACCUGCUGCUGCUGGACGACCAGCUCGACGCCCUCGAGAGCUUCCCCGAGCUGCUCACCGCCAUGCGCACCGCGCUGGGCUGCCGUUGGCGCCCGACGAGUACCUGGCGCGGCGGCGCAUCAUCUCGUCGCCCCGGAGCUUCUAGGGGCUAA
Closterium sp. Naga37s-1 is the source of this 1473-nucleotide messenger RNA. NCBI's taxonomy places the organism in Eukaryota, Viridiplantae, Streptophyta, Zygnematophyceae, Desmidiales, Closteriaceae. The record is from the annotation of a GenBank genome assembly.